AUGUUUAAAAGAGAUAUCUUAAAGUUUGGUGGAUGCUGUUCGAGUGCACAAUUCAUUCUAUCGGAUUUUAAAUUGAACGCGUGGCUCGGUGUCAACCUUGGCUGGGGUCUAGCGUUGGUUUUCGCUGUUUAUGCUGGAGCAAAUAUAUCAGGAAGUCAUUUGAAUCCAGCCGUUUCAUUUUUCCUAUUCACGUUGGGUCGUUUAUCGGCACUUCGAUUCGCUAUCUACAGCUUGGCUCAAAUUUUCGGUGGUUUCAUUGGUGCAGCGCUUACGUAUUUAGUCUAUUUUGAUGCAUUCCAGAAUUUGGAAGGCAACCGCAGAACUUUGGCUACUGCAGGUGUUUUUGCCACUUACCCGUCAUCGUAUCUUUCAAUGACUGGCGGUGUGCUUGAUCAGAUAAUCGGAACAGCGUUUUUGUGUGUUUGCGUGAGCGUUGUAACCGAUAAGAACAACAGAAUUCCAUCCCACUUACAACCGUUGUUAAUCGGUUUAAUUGUUGCGCUGAUUGGGAUGAGUAUCGGUAUGAAUUGUGGCUAUGCGAUCAACCCGGCCAGAGAUCUUGGUCCGCGGUUGUUCACGCUCGUUGCCGGAUGGGGAUGGCAAACUUUUAGUGUCAAUGGAUACCGAUGGUUUUGGAUUCCGAUAGUCUGUCCAAUGUUCGGAGCUCUUUUUGGUGCAUGGACCUACCAAAUUUGCCUGGGUAUGAAAGCAGUUAACUGCACGCUGAUUUCGGCUUUAUUGUAUUUUUCAAGCGUAGAAUCGGCAAAAAGACCGUUAUGGAAGAAUUAUGAUCAGAAUAAAUUGAAAGCGCUGCGAUAA
Molecule: messenger RNA, 819 nt
Organism: Anisakis simplex (herring worm)
Lineage: Eukaryota; Metazoa; Nematoda; Chromadorea; Rhabditida; Anisakidae
Source: the annotation of a GenBank genome assembly